AUGGAUGCUGCAGAGACAGCGCUCGCAGAGAUGGGGGUCGUGGAUGCGAGCUGUGUGCUGGGUGUUGUGACGGAUAAUCCAUCCGUAAUGAAAGCCUUCCGGAGACUCUUCGUUGAGAAGCACACUUGGGUUAUUCCGCUUGCCUGCUGGGCGCAUGGACUCAAUACCCUUGUUGGCGAGAUUUGUCGGCACGCUCCCGCGAAGGCAGCCAUCAUGCGCGCCAAUCGCAUCGUUACAUUCUUCAAUAACUCGCACUAUUGGGGCGGUCAGCUCAAGAACACAGCGAAAGCAGAAAAAGUUACCCGUGGUCUCAAGAAAAACUGUGAGUCGCGGUGGUAUGCCCUGAUUCUCUUGGUUAUGAGCAUCUCCGCCCACCAAACACCGCUAAGCCUUCUCGUUGCACAUCCCAAUGCGCGAAGGCCUUCAGACGGCUACUCUGCGGUCAACGAGGAUGUCAUCGACAUUAUUCAGGACCGUGACUUCUGGCCAUGGAUUUCACGCGUUAUUCGUAUUGCGCAUCCAUUCGUUGAUGUGAUUGCUGUAUGUGAAAGCCGUCGCGCUAAUUUGGCGGACUGUAUGCUUAAUCUCCUUGGAGCAGCACGUCAGCUUUUGACCUUGGACAAGAAAGACGAUGAUACCAUAGAGUUCCGGACCUUCGAAAAGCACGCGCGUGCAGUCGUCAACAAGUGCUUUCGACAAAUGGCCACGCCCGUACACCGCUUGGCCCUCUUCCUCCACCCGCUCUGUCGCAAAAUGGCUGUUGUGGAAGAUACUCCGGGGUACACAUUGCGCGACUACAAGAAGACCACGCUGGAGAUUGCCGUGAAGUGGGGAUGGGAGGAUCGGGAGGCAGCGCUUCUUGCAAGCGAUAUCACGACAUAUGGUGCAUGCAAAGCUCCAUGGGAGGGUGGAGAUCGAGAUGCUGGUGGCUGGUGGGCCAGCCUCUCGAUUUCCGUGAAGAAGCAUCCGCUCAAAGCCUUUGCUUGUGCCAUUCUUUCGCUCACGCCUCACUCGGCAGAGAUUGAGCGCUUGUUCUCCGCCUGCAACGGUAUCCAGUCCCCCAAACGCAAUAGCCUUGCUGUCGAAACGUUUUCCAAACUCGCCAAGGUCCGCAGCAGUCUUGUUGAGGAGGCAAAACGGCGAGCUCCACUCCGAAAGAAGCCCGCGACAGAAACGGCUGCUCCGCCUCCAGCGGCCACUGCAUCAGGGUCAGCAUUGGCAACCCGUGUCACAACGGAUAACUCCACACCUCUGGAGCGAGAUGAAGUCCUGACCAGGUGGCAGGCACCGCUCGAGGGACCUGAUCCAGAAGAGGACUCGAUUUCCGGAGUUGAGGCAGUCUUCAAACAUCUGGAGGCCACAUUGGCGUUGGAGUCAGUCUCAGUCAGAGGCAGAAGAAGACAGCGCACCUCAGGACAAUUCGGACGACAAGCUGCCUGA
Messenger RNA from Mycena indigotica, 1440 nucleotides. Its product is annotated as DUF659 domain-containing protein. The record is from RefSeq and is a predicted model, not a curated record. Bases 1 to 1440 code for a protein of 479 amino acids. The transcript is spliced from 2 exons. Lineage: Eukaryota; Fungi; Basidiomycota; Agaricomycetes; Agaricales; Mycenaceae.